GGGGGUCCUAUCACUGCUCCUGAAUUCAUUCCUGACCCCCGAUAUUUCAGGGGUGCAGCAACUCAAGCCGCUUUUAGUUAUUCCCCCGGGGCACACAGGGUUAACAGCUUUACACUGACACAUUAACCCUUUAUGGAGUCUCCAAACUGCUGCUCAGGCGCAAGGCUGUUGUGCACAAGGGGUUAAGCCCCCAGGGAUAAGAAGACCAGGCACGUGCCUCUGGCUCCCAGCACAUCAGGGGUUAACCCCUCCCCUCAGCUGCCUGCUCCUCUGGGGGGAGUCUUGUCUCCUGGGGGGAGUAGUGUGCACCCCCAAAUUGCUGUGUCCCAGGCUGCCAGUCCUCUAAAGUUCCCCCAGAAGCAGAAGCAACAACUGAAGCAGCAGCAGCAGCAGCAGCAGCAAGAGAAGCAGCAAUUUCUUCUCCCACCACAGAGGGGGGCAGCAUGAGUCUCAGUCCCACACUCUUAUCUUCCCAGGCAGCAGUCGGCUCAGCAAAGUUCUGCCCAAAACUUCCAUCUCACAGCCCAGCCACUGCUCUUCCCUGAGGGAUGGGGGCCUGAUCUGCACCCCUGCACCUCCCAGCAAUGCUUAACCCUUAACUGCUCCUCAUUCUUACGCCUGGGGGGCUACACUGACGCCCGAAAAUCCCCCCAAACCUGGACAGCAGGGCCUGAAUCCCUCCGGACAGUGGCUCAACACACAGUAAUUUUAAUGAAUUCAGAAGCAACUGACCAGUGACUCGUGGCCACCAGGACUGGUUUCCUUCAGAAUCUUGACUGUGGUUCCUGGCAAAUUGGGAAAGGUUCUGAGGGGGUUAUGCCAUCAACCUCUGAAGUUCUGACCGGCGUGGUAGGAGAUCACCUCAACGACGAGUGGAAGGAGGACCACUUCAUAAGGAUGUCUUCCAAGCAAGCCGCCUCUCCAUUCACUUGUAAAGCGGAAGGAGAGGAAGAGAUGACUGGGGAUUUAGCAUCACGAGAAAUGAAUGAAUGUAAAGAUCAGAUCAUGGCCUCCCACCUGCCCCUGCACCCCCUGAAUCACAACAAACCUCUCUCAGAGGAGCUACCGUCACUUGUCACUACCCUACCGGCUGAUGUUGACUGGGACAGCAUGAUCUCUUCCCAACACAGAAUGGACUCAGAGAGCAAUAAACUCCGUUCCCUGUACUCCUUCCGAACCACGUCUACCUCACCCCACAAGCCUGACGAAGGGGCUCGCGAGCGCAGUGACCUCAUGAGCGCCGUUAAUUUCGGGACGCCCGAGCGGAGGAAGGGGAGUUUGGCGGAUGUGGUGGAUACACUGAAACAGAAGAAACUGGAGGAAAUGACCCGAUCUGAGCAGGAGGAUUCUACUUGCGUGGAGAAAAUUCUCUCCAAGGACUGGAAAGACAAAAUGGAUCGUCUGAACACCAGUGAGCUUCUCGGGGAGAUUAAAGGCACCCCGGAGAGCUUAGCAGAGAAAGAGCGUCAGCUUUCCACCAUGAUCACCCAACUCAUCAGCCUCCGAGAGCAACUCCUGGCAGCCCACGAUGAACAGAAGAAACUGGCGGCUUCACAGAUUGAGAAACAGAGGCAACAAAUGGAUCUGGCGAGGCAACAGCAGGAACAGAUCGCAAGACAACAGCAGCAACUCCUGCAGCAGCAGCACAAGAUCAACCUCCUGCAGCAACAAAUUCAGGUUCAGGGGCACAUGCCCCCCCUAAUGAUCCCGAUAUUCCCACACGACCAGCGCACGUUGGCAGCAGCAGCGGCUGCACAGCAGGGAUUCCUCUUCCCCCCGGGACUUUCCUACAAACCAGGUGAUAACUACCCCAUGCAGUUCAUUCCAUCUACAAUGGCAGCCGCCGCCGCUUCUGGGCUCAGUCCGUUGCAACUGCAGCAACUGUACGCAGCCCAACUGGCCACCAUGCAACUGUCUCCUGGUGCCAAAAUGCCCACGACCCCACAGCCCGCAAAUGCCACCGGAGCUCUGUCACCCACGGGCAUGAAAAGUGAAAAAAGAGGGACCAGCCCAGUAGCACAGAUCAAGGACGAAGCAGCGCAGCCUCUGAAUUUAUCUGCCCGACCGAAAACUGCCGACCCCGUCAAAUCUCCCACGUCCCCCACCCAAAACUUCUUCCCAGUCAGCAAAAGCAGCCCAGUGAGUCUGACCAACAAGAGCGGAAUCCCCAGUCCCAUACGGGGACCUUCCCUAGACAUCCUUUCUAGUCUUAAUUCACCUGCCCUGUUUGGGGACCAGGACACAGUCAUGAAAGCCAUCCAGGAGGCUCGACGAAUGAGAGAACAGAUUCAGAGAGAGCAGCUGCACCCGCCCCACGGGCUCGACGGGAAACUGAACCUAAAUAAUAUGGGACUGAACAACUGCAGAGGCGAUAAGGUGCUGGUAGAUGCCUUCACUGGGAAGAUUUGCAUUAGGAGUGCACACACAGAGAGAACACACUAUGAAAAUCUGGGCCCCCAGUUAUCCGGGAAACCCAACGAGGAAGGGAAAUUGGGGCCUGGAGUCAUCGAUCUCACAAGACCUGAAGAUGUUGAGGGAGGCGCCACUGUGGUCGAGGCUCGAGUCUACAGGGACUCACGGGGUAGAAGUAGCAGUGAACCUCAUAUAAAGCGACCAAUGAAUGCUUUCAUGGUUUGGGCAAAGGACGAGAGAAGGAAAAUUCUCCAGGCUUUCCCGGACAUGCACAACUCCAACAUUAGUAAAAUUUUAGGUUCCCGUUGGAAAUCCAUGUCUAACCAGGAGAAGCAACCAUACUAUGAAGAACAAGCUCGACUAAGCAAAAUUCACCUUGAGAAAUACCCCAACUACAAGUACAAACCCCGGCCGAAACGUACCUGUAUUGUCGAUGGCAAAAAGCUCCGUAUUGGAGAGUACAAGCAGUUGAUGAGGUCUCGAAGACAGGAGAUGAGGCAGUUCUUUACUGUUGGGCAACAGCCUCAGAUACCAAUUAGCACAGCAACUGGCGUUGUGUAUCCCGGCGCCAUUUCCAUGACAACAACGACACCAUCACCUCAGAUGACAUCAGAUUGCUCCAGCACGUCCGCCAGCCCCGAGCCCAGCAUCCCUGUCAUACAGAGCACAUACGGCAUGAAGCUGGACAGUGGAAGCCUUGGUGGCAAUGACCUGAUGAACGGAGAAGAUGAAAUGGAAAUGUAUGAUGACUUUGAGGAUGAUCCCAAAUCAGACUAUAGCAGUGAAAACGAAGCCAAUGAGGCUGUUAGUGCCAACUGAGGAAUGUUAAUGGACACUCGGUGUAAACAAAGAGGAAAAAAAAAUAACUCUUGACUUUCUUGGAGUUCUGAACAAAAGUUCUUAAAAAGCCUGCAUGCAUCUGUGGCUUCCCCAGUUCCAUCAGCAAAAUGGUCUUAAAUAUUUCUUGAUGUGUGAGACACACCAUAGUUUUUCUCAAACUUGCUUUUUUUUUUUUUUUCAAUUUAAAGUGAAGACAUAAAACAAACAAAAAAAAUCAGACGCCAGGACUUGAAAACUCAAACGAACCCAUAGCCGUCUUCUAAGUCUUACAUUUUUUAGCGUGUUUUCCUUCUUUUGGAUGCUGGUAGAUUGUUAAGUUACAUUUUUUUGUUGUUGUUUUUAAGGUGGGGGUUAUUCAGUCUCACUCAGGUAUGCUGUGCCAGCCAACAGGUUGUGAAUGUGUUUUUAUGAUGAAUUUCAUUAGAAGAUAGAUUUGUACACAUUGUGAAACGUAACGCAUCUGCACGUAAAUCGUAAAAAGAAGCGCAGAGCGUCUCCCGACCGGCCCCAGCGAUCGCGUGUUGAAACUGUUAAUGUGCCAAACAUUUCACUGUUGUUAAACCUGAGCAUCUGACGUCUUAAGGAAAGACUCUUAAAGGCCUGAAAAUAUUGCAUCGCCUAAGACCACGAAGUGGCCCUGCACAAGGAGGAGUAGCAGUUACUAAGUCAUAAACGCCUCUUUGAUUCUGACAGCAAAAUAACGGCAAAACAAAUAUAUUUAGGACUCUGUAGGAACGAUCCAUGGUUUCUUGAGGGUUCAUGUUGAAAUGGUAAAUUUGGGGCAACUCAGCACAACUAACAGACGACAACUUGUACAAUUUGGUGAUUAGUUGCCUUCUUUUGUGUUGAAACCCCUUACGUUCAGUCUUAACCCAUUUACCCUUAAUUCAAUGUUGUUCAUUCCAGAAUGCCAAGGGUCCAGGUGCAUGAUCCAUUUGAAAUCCUGCUCCAAAAACUUAAUACAUCACUGCCCAUUGCCUUACAGGACCAGCCAACAUCAAUUGGUUCCCUAAAGGUGUAGUGUCAGUGAGCCUGUGAGGGAAAUAUUUUUGUGUACAAUUUCUUUGAUUUGGAACAUAUUUAUUAUAUAUGAAUGAAGUAUGCGGCCUUAGCCUUUUAGGUGUUUCCAAUUUAUAAUCCAAUUUUAGAACCUGCACAAAAGGGAUGGGGAUUAGGAAUAUGUUUGUGAUGUUCUUCACUAUUGGGUUCUGUUUUCAUUUUGAUCAACUGCAUUACAGACCAAAGCCUUAGAAACCCAUUAAUUUCCAGUAGAGCGGACGUUUCUUGUCAUAAUAGAUGGUGGGGACUGAAACAGAGUAUGUGCAUUAGCCCCUGACGCAACUGAUGCCCUGCCCUAGUGCAGUAUGGGUGCCAACAUUGCCCUAACAAAAUUCUAUGAACAGCCGAGACAUGGCACCCUGGUGAUUUAGGCCCCUCAACAGGAGAUUGGAACAUUGCAGGUUACCUUUCACAAGGGUUUUCCCUCUGAAGCUCUUUGGUACAGGUGUAAAUAACAAUAUUAAUGUUAGAAUCUGGUCUUUACUAGAAUUUUUACAAUACAGGGGAACUCUAAAAUCAAGGGCGGCAUAGAGUAGAGGCAUUUUGAUGUUGAGGUUUUAAGGUGUUUUAUACCCAACAUAGGGAAAACUUGACAAAUGUUGAGUAUGAUAAGUAAAUGUCCUUGGCUUGACACCGCUCUAUAAAGCAGAUUACUGCCUCUAAAUAACCCAUAGUCUUAGUUCCAGUUUUGUGUGAAUUUAAGCCAAAUAAAAGGGUUAACAAUGUGCCAAAUUUGGAUUUGCUGGGUAUAAAAAGGGGCGUAUAGGACAUCUAGAAGAAUCACUUGAGAUUUGCAAGAAGAAGUCUUUUUGUUGCUUCUAUGACUUAGACUUUAAUUUCUCUUCUCCAUGUCUCUAAUAAUGGCCAUAGACUAGAUCUCAUUGGUCUGUGUUGGGGCAAACUGGGUGGGAAAUGUGAUUCAGCAGCAGACUAGUCAACAAUCAUCUUGCCCCUCCACAUAAAUAUCCAGAGUCUUAAGUACAUGGCUAGAAUUAGAAAGGCGUUUUUUUGUAGCACAUGACACCAAACUCCUCUGCCUGGCCCUUGAGUGGGCUGCAAUGAUGUUGUUCUUGAAUGUUUGUUUCACUAAGGGGAAUAUUUAUCAUGGGGUUAAAAACAUAUUCUAAAACAUAUUUCAUUGCAAUGGAGAACAUUUCACACAUUUUCUUCCCCUUUGAGAUAUGCGACUGUUAAUAUCUUUGUGCUCAAUCAAGGCAAAGCCAGAACCAUAGAGAUGAAACAAAUUGGCAAAAUGGCCACCAAGUGAUCAAUCCGGGGGCAGGUAUUCAUACAAAAUGUUCAUGUUUGGUACAACGGGUCUUUCAAUAAUAUUUCAGGAUACUAUUCUUUCAUUUAAUUUUCACAAAAAUAGUAUUAAAAUACGAUUUUAGAUCCAAUUGAAUAUUCAUUGUAUUUAAAAUGCAAUUUUGUUUUGUAAUUUCUUAAAAUAUUUUUGACACCAGUUAUUUUAUAACUUUUCUGUUGCAGUUCAUGGGUUUUUUUUUUUUUGGUCUUUUUUUUCCCUGCGACCAUUGGGGGAAAGAAAAAUAUUUCACACAGGCUGGCGAAGAACAAAAGGACUUUUCUUUAAUAGUGAAACUUGAUUUUGCUUGUACUUCAGAAACACACGCACCCACCGACGCUGUUUCUCUAAGUGUUAUGAGCACUGGAUAUAAAUGGUAUUUUUUAUCACUUCUGACUAAUGUGAAACUGUUGUACGAAAACUAAAUGAACAAAAAGUCAUCUGUUUGGGCUUGUGUGGGCAAGCCUUGCAGUUGUCAGAUCGGAGUCAUUUCUUUAUGUAUUUUUAUCUCAUUUAUUUAUGCAAAAUUAUGUGUUUAAAAUCCUUUGUUUGAGCUCCAACCAUGCGCCACCCUUAAUUCGUUAUGCAAACUUCUUAUUAAAUAUAUAUAUAGAUCAGAAAUUGGCUGAUAAUUCUGCACACUGUAAUGAGAGCCAAUGGGAUAAAUAUUAAACUAAAGAAAAAUAUGUUUUCAAAAAUAUUAACAAAUCACGAGUAAAAUCUAUUUAUUAGCCGGCGCCGGCUCUAAAAUACAAAUAUUUAGUGACAAUCAAAAGGUCCUGGAGCUUACAACAAAGUGACGAGCUUACACAUUUCAUUUUGUAGAUUGUUUUAAUUGUGUAAAUAUAACAUAGGAAAUAGAUUUUAUUUUUCAUUCAUGGGAUACUUGUUGAAGUAUACAGUAACUUAUAUAUUUGCUUAUUGCUUCUCUAGUAGAAUCUAUUG
Messenger RNA from Xenopus laevis (African clawed frog), 6559 nucleotides. RefSeq names its product transcription factor Sox-6 (gene sox6.L). The transcript has 18 exons. The coding region runs from base 817 to 3231 and encodes 804 amino acids. The record is from RefSeq and is a predicted model, not a curated record. NCBI's taxonomy places the organism in Eukaryota, Metazoa, Chordata, Amphibia, Anura, Pipidae.